AUGACUUCUGUGGAGAUGGUGAACCAGCUCAAAGAAUACUUCAUUAAAAAAUUUGGAGGAGAGGAGAAGCUUGUGAAGACACUGACCGAGUUGAAGUUUAAGGAACCAAAUGAUAAUAAUCGCGGAAAUCUUAUCGCUAGUUUCAUAUUGCAUGCAACUAUCUCAUUGAAACCAGAAGAUAGAGUAAACUUGAAAGAGAAUGUAAACAACAUUUUCAAAAUCGAAAAUGGAUUUGCAUACCGUAAAUUGAACGAAAAUCAGGUCUCUCGUGGUUAUACAUACGUCACUCACUCAUUUCUUACUUCCACGCAACUCCUGGAAUUACGGAAGAAGACGUUCGAGAGAUAG
Messenger RNA from Caenorhabditis remanei, 348 nucleotides. RefSeq lists its product as uncharacterized. NCBI's taxonomy places the organism in Eukaryota, Metazoa, Nematoda, Chromadorea, Rhabditida, Rhabditidae. The record is from RefSeq and is a predicted model, not a curated record. Bases 1 to 348 code for a protein of 115 amino acids. The transcript is spliced from 3 exons.